Molecule: messenger RNA, 501 nt
Organism: Chaetomium globosum CBS 148.51
Lineage: Eukaryota; Fungi; Ascomycota; Sordariomycetes; Sordariales; Chaetomiaceae
Exons: 3
Coding region: 1-501 (166 amino acids)
Source: RefSeq, a predicted model, not a curated record
AUGAUCCGGGGGUUUGUAUACUCAGGCUCUUCCGCAAUACCACCUGCACCUGCACGGCGGAAGUUGCUCCCCAUGAUGGUAUGCAACUUGCUCAAGUUCUAUUUUACCCGCGCUGCCCAACCUGAGCCCGGAGCCAUUUUACGGCUUGGGUGCCGGGACUGGAUAAGCCAAGUCUUCAUCCGCUUGCAUGCUACUGGUUUGAUAGCAUGGGAGGUUUCUGGCAUCGGCGGUCACGAGCAGCCAACAAGGAAAAUUGACGAGAGGACUUCCCAGCAUAUGCUUCCUACGCAAAGUUGCAUACCCAUAGACUGGCUCGCCGCUCGUGGCGUUGGCUUCCACAACAUCAUCGGAAAGGCUUAUGAUUACGACAGGGCUUUUGACAUUGUCUGGUACAGACCAAUGAACCUGAGAUACGGCUUGUAUGAUGGCGGGUUUAUCCGGUUUGCGGGGUCGCAAGGGCUGACUUUGGCCGGUGUCACCCAUACCUUGCCGUAUUGUUAG